Messenger RNA from Cyclospora cayetanensis, 4201 nucleotides. RefSeq lists its product as uncharacterized. The record is from RefSeq and is a predicted model, not a curated record. The annotation marks the transcript as partial. NCBI's taxonomy places the organism in Eukaryota, Apicomplexa, Conoidasida, Eucoccidiorida, Eimeriidae. The transcript has 10 exons.
AUGGCGACUCCCCGAAGCGCCGCUCCCCCCGCACAGACUGCACCGGGGGAUCCCUCUACAGCUGCUGCAGCCGCGACCAGCAGCAACAGAAAUGCAGCAGCAGCGGCAGAGGAAAGCCUAGUAGGCUCCUCCCCGUGGUGUAGCCGGCAACAAAAACAAGAGCAGCUACAACUGCAGCUACAACAGCAGCUGCAGCAGCAGCAGCAGCUCCAGUUUCCGCGAGGACGUAGGGCGACUGUUUCCUUCGUGGAGAGUCGUUCUGACGCAGUGGCAGAAGCCUCGAAUGACAGAGGGGCAGCUAAGACAGCAGCCACUGCCUUCGCGGCAGCUGCGGCUUCCUCGCCGUGGAGUCGAAUGCAGUCUCGACGGCAGUCCGAUAGUGGAGUGUCGGCAAGUGCAGCAGAAGCAGCGAAAAAACAUGCGAAUGCAGCGGCCUGCAGCAGCAGCGGGGGGGGAGCUACACGGGCUGCUGCUGCAGCAGGCGUAGCAGCAGCAGCAGGCGCUGCAGCAUCCGCAGCUGCCGCUGGCUCUCUCAAGGCGCGUGCUGCAGUCACUGCAUGCAAGCAGCAGCAGCAGCAUUACCACCAACAGCCAGGACUGCCUUCGCUGCUGCGGUGGGGUGCACAGGCGUUUUCUCUGAAUGGGGAAAAUCCCGCAUUUGCAGCUCCUCCUGCUGCUGCUGCUGCUCCCGCUGCUGCCGCUGCUGCUGCUGGCUCUCCUGAAGCGAAAGCACCGCAUGCAGCGGCUGCAGCUGGCGGCAGGGGCGUGUGGCUAAGCAUGCAGCAGCAGCAGCAGCAGGCUGCCGCGUGUCUUCACGCAGCAGGCCUCAUGUUGGGAGUGCAGCCGUCUGCUCACGCUGCGGCGGCAGCAGCAGCUGCUGCUGCUGCUGUAGCUGCAGCGUCUUGUGCCUCGAGGGAUACUGGAGGGCAUGCACCGACGGAGCUUGCUAGUGGCUGUCUCGCUGCCUCUGGGCAAGCCGCCUUUGGCAUAGCGUCACCCCUGCAGCUGCAGCAGGAGACGACAGGUGCCCUCCUUCUUGGCAGCAACAGUGCUGCAGGGAGCAGCAGCAGCAGCAGUGGUAGCGCUUGCAGUCUUCCCGCUAGUAAGACGUCCUCUGCCGUAGGGGGCCCUUCUUCUGCUCCCGUGACAGAGUCAGCGUCGCGUUUUUGUGCUUCCUUGUCGAUCAGAUCAGCAGCGGCGGUCGCUGCUGAAGCGGCAGCAGCAGCAGCUGCUGCUGAUCCUCACAGUCUGUUUUCCUGCGCAAUCAGCUGCCCCCUUCAGGCAGAAGGCGCAGCAGGCGGUGCAUCCCCGCAAGGCAAGCAGAGGCUCGCAGAUUUGUCGUCGCUUGCCAGUGGGCCGCAUCCUGAGGCAGCAGCAGCAGCAGCAGCAGCAGAGGCGUCAGCAGCAGAUGCCGCUGAGACGCACUUUAGCCGCUGCGUGGUGGGAUGUGAGCGAUAUCCUCCAGUGCAUGGGUUGUGUUAUCUGAGGAAAGGGAUGCAUGUUAUUUGGAGGCAGCAGAGGUUUAUUAUGAGGGAUGCAUCGUGGGUGGCGGCUGCCUACGCUGCUGGUAGCAGUGGCGUGUGCAGCAGCUCGCCGUCUUUCCCCAAGCUGUCGAUUAAGAGGCAUCCUGAGCAGAACGUGAUGCAUGUGCAGGAGGAAGCGUGUAGGGAUGCUCUCGCCGCUGGCGGCUCAGAGGCAGACGCCUCCGCAGAUCUUCCUCUUCUCAGAAAAGAGGGCAGACACCCCUUUCAGCAGCAGUCUACCAAGAGGCCUUGCUUCUGUCCGACUGUUUAUGUGUCGCGAAAUGGCUGGAGACGUGCUGGCCCCUCCGAGAGCGGCGGGAGCCACAAAGGCGAUGUGUGCGCAGAUCUCGACGCACUUAAAGACUCUGAACGCAGCGGCGGAAGGAGCAACAAGCGUGGGGUAUGCACGACUUGCAGUUGUUGCAACGGAUCGUUCAAUUCAACGACGGAGUUCUUCUUUGAUGCGGCAGCGUCAGUCGGCUGUUUUCCAGUACUGGCUUGCGGCUCGGAUGCAGCAGCAAGGGAGGCAGCGCUGCGUUUCUUAGUGCAGCAGCAAGGCGGCAUCGCGUUCGUGGAAGCGGCUCAGCAGGUCGAAGUCGAGAAGGUGCUGCAGCCAGUCGUCGUCUCCGAGGAAGAUCUCCUAGAAAUACGGUGUCUCACGAUCGAAGGGCAGCAGUCGCAAGCGGCAUCUCUGGCUGGAGUGGCAUUGGUCGAGCGCAAAGGCCACACAUGUAUAGAGCAGCUUCACCCUUCUCAGCACGAGCAGAUGCUGCUGCCUCAUCGUAGGCAGUCGAUCUCUCGGUUGGAGCCAGAGCCUCCUCUGCUACGUUCUCACCGAGUCUUGCAGAAACAGCAGCCACAACGCCCUGAGCGUCCAAAGAGGCAAAUACCUCCGCGGCUCAAGGAUCCGGACGGUUCUGCGGCUGUCUCAGCAGCAGAGAGCAGCAGCAGGAGCUGCGUGUCGACGCCUGCAGGAGGAGGAGGAGCAGCAGCAGCACGUAAUGCAGUAGUCGCGGCAGCAGCAGGAGCAGGAGCAGGAGCAGGAGCAGCAGCAGGAGCAGGAGCAGCAGGUUCUCCACGAUUUGCGACAGCGGCAUGCGGCAAUAGCUGCAAAUCUCAGAGAACCCCCUUGCCGCGGCAUCUGAAGAUCAGUGGAGUAGUGCCUCGACUCGAGCAGCUGCCUUGUGGUUCACGCGAGGAAGGCGGAGGGGCAGUCGCGGCAGCUACUGCGGCUUCUUCAGCGUCUGGAGGCGUCGCAUUCCGUGUGGGAGACUUUUUGCAAGGCUUGUUGGCGUCUUCUUCGGGGGGCGGAUCGAAGCAGCAGCAGCAGCUGCUGCGCAGCAGCAGCAGAAAACGCAAAGCUGCUCCUGCGGAGGCGGGGGAAGGGUCGGGGAACGCCUUCGGGGGAGGGCCAAGGUGUAACUACAGCAGCGGAGUCGCAAGUGGCUCCUGUGUAUUCAGCGGCUUGGGGAGAAUUGCCGCGGAGAAAGAAGUCGACAAGGAGGGGCGCCUUCUUCUGCGCAAUGCGUUGAUCUCGGGAUCGCUAGUCCCCUUGGGAGAAGAGUUCGCAGUAGACUCGCUAGACGACGUCGAGAUGUUGCCUGCUGCUGAACCCUUUACGCACAAGCUGCAGCGCAGCCAGCCCCUUGACGUCGGACUGACACGGCAGCUGCUUGCAGCCAAGCACUUCGUGUAUCUCCUGUCUCCCUAUGCAGAGUCUAGGGCAGCAGCCGCAGCAUCCAGGCUAAGUAGCUCCCCUGCAGCAGCUGCUGCCAAGCAUCACGCACCUUCCCCCUUGCCUCCAGCAACUAGGCAGCAGCUACUUGCUUCGCAGCAGCAGCUGGUUCUGACUGCUCAGCAGCAGCAGCAGCAGCAGCAGCAGAUGGUGAUGCAGUAUCUCCUUCGGAAGCAUCAGCAGCAACAACAGGAGACGUUGCAGCAGGAUGGCUCCGCGAUAUUCACAGGAGCUGAUGCCUCCGCAGCAGCAGGCGUGACUGCUGUUGAGAGACCAUUUCCUUCGGUGUGUCUUGCAUGUGUGCUUGGUGCAUUCACAGCUUCCGAUGUUUCUAUCCACCCCCCCCACUUGCUGCAGCAACAGCGAACGCAGCAGUUGCAACACCUGUGGCAGCAGCAGCUGCUGCAACGGCUGCAGCAACAGCAGUCCAUGCAGCAAGGGGCAACUUCUGCAGUUGCACAGCAGGUGUUGCUGCACCCGUUGCAGCAACAAGGCGUUGCAGCGUUGUGGCUUCAGCGACAGCAGCAGUGGCGACUUCCUCUGUGGGGUCUCUUGCAGCAGCAGGAGCAGCGAGUGCAGCAGCAGCACCAUCACCAGGUGCAGCACCAGGAGCAGCAGCAGCAGAUGCAGCAGAGGAACGAGAGCAGCGCUGUGGCAUCUCGCAUUGUCUCGGGUGUAUGCGACGCUGGACGGGGUCUGCUGCCUCCUGGAUAUGGCGAGUUGCCUCAGUUGGAAGCCUUGGUGGACGCCGCAGUGCUGCUUAGUGCCUACUUCAAGUCGAGUAGUGCCCAGACGCAUGCAGAGGCUGGCAUGCGACUGGAUAGCAGGAGGCCUCUUCACUGCGUGUGGCUGGAUGAGCGGCGACAGCCUCAGUGGCGCUGCCGUUGGACUGCCUCUGCAGGGCGUCGCUUUAGCCGCACGUUUUCAGUAAAUCUUUUUGGCU